UUCUCUGGGAGACACAUCAACACCACGUAGCACUCCAGAAAAGCCCUCAAUAUCAGGCACUCAGGGACGCACUUUCGGUUGUAGUCGAGGGGCAGCGUCAAAUGGUCCACGUUCUAGUUCAACAUGACUGUUCGAAAGUGUUUACAGCACCACACGUCGGCAUCGCAAUCAACACGGUAAAGGAUGUGAAUAACAUAGCAUUGCUAAAGCACCAUUUGGACAAACUUGUGUCCCAGAGCUUCAACGAGGUGGUGGCUCACACCUGUGGACCGGUGCUCGAGGACGAAAAGAAGAUCGUGUUGUUUUCUGCUUGGAAGUCACACGAGCAUCGUGAGAGCUUGAAACAGGACAAGCAUCCUGAACUAGAGAAGUUGAUCGGGGAUAUAAACCUUCUGGCAAACAUACACGUCAGACACGUGAGGUUCAAGAAGCAUUCAGCAUAGGAGUCAACUUUAUAUCUACAGCGAAUCUUCUGUAGAGUACAUUGAUAUCAUGUCGCGGACCGCACGGGC
Molecule: messenger RNA, 512 nt
Organism: Suillus clintonianus
Lineage: Eukaryota; Fungi; Basidiomycota; Agaricomycetes; Boletales; Suillaceae
Exons: 3
Coding region: 102-443 (113 amino acids)
Source: RefSeq, a predicted model, not a curated record